AUGCUGCUCAGUGAACGAAUAAUGCCUUCUCCACAGCGGGAGACGGCCAUGGACCGCUUGUUAAAUUCCCUCGAAGACCGUGGAAUGCAUUUGGAACAACAGGUCAGAGACGAAAAGGAAGGAGCCGCGCCUGUCCCAAAAGUGGCUCGACUUCUCCGAGAUGGGCAAGGCAAAUUCAUGUAUAUUGGGGACUCUGCGAGUCUCUCGUUCUUGCAAAGCGUUCGUCGUGUGGUGUCUUCCGCUAUCGGUCGAUGCGAAUUUACCGAAGACAAUUCGCGACACUCCAUGCUCGAGGCGUUUCAAAGUAACCCCAACAACCAGCCUGGACCCCUCAUUCCGCCUCCCAGCAAUGACGAAGCGCAGCAGCUGGCCCGGCAGUAUGUCCUGGCGACGAGCCCUUUGCUGGACCUCUUCGAUCUGGAAGAAUUUCACCCGAGAUUGGCCAAUUGGGUCGGGAAUCCAACCGGUGACGAAGACACCGUCAGCUCUAUCUUCUACCUCGUUCUCGCCAUUGGUGCUCAGGUCUCCGACAUCAACCAGACACAGGCGGAACAGUAUUUCAGCAGUGGUCGUCAAUUGGCGUUUGCCGCAUUCCAGGAAACUCCGAGUAUCCACACUAUCCAGUCCUACAUUUUAGUGUCGAUGUACAUGCUCGGUGCAUGCAGGCGAAACGGCGCUUUUAUGAACCUGGGAAUUGCUCUGCGAGCUGCUUACGCAGUCGGUAUACAUCGGAAGGAUGCGAAUGCGCUCUUCUGCGGCCGCGAACGGCGGGCGAGAGAGCGAGUGUGGAAGAGUCUCCGGAUGAUGGACUUAUUCCUCAGCGCUUCUCUAGGCCGUCCUCCAGCAACAUCAGACUACGACUAUGACAUCCGUGACGAUGUUUCCGCGUCCGUGGAUCAGCAGAGGGAUCUGACCCCGGAUCAACAGCUUUCAGCCGCCGUCACCUCGCUAUGUAGGAUUUUCGAGCGCAUUCUCACCGACGUCUACAUGAAACAAGUCAUCUCAAUCAACGUUGCCGAAGCCAUCUCAAAUCAGCACCGCGCUUGGGUGCGCACUCUACCCACGGUACUCAAAAUGCAGACGGAACCAUCCGAUAACAAACCCAUGGAAGACAGCCUUGCUGCAGCACAUGUCUUUGGGUCUUAUUAUUGGUCCAUCAUUCUCCUGACGCGGCCAUUCCUAGUUUACCGCGUGGCGCAAUAUGUCAAGAGCAAAGCUGAUCCAAAUGCUUCGUCUGAUGCGAAAAGUGGCAGCUCUCGUAUCUCCCUUUUUGCCGAUGCAUGUGUCUAUUCUGCCCUCCGAGGCCUGGACGUAGUGGACGACCUAGGCCGCUUCGAAUCUCUCCCUCGACGACUACCCUUUCUGAUUAACUCGGUCUUCAAUUCUGCCGUUGUUCUCGGUGCUGCGUUCUUUGCCGAUUAUGAUAAUCUGCUCCCCCUCGAAGAGGGCAUGAACAAAGCUGAGCGGUUCCUCGGGUUAUUCGUUCCGCACGACCCUCACGCAUGCCGCUUCUUCCAGAUCAUCAAGUAUCUUCGCGGUGCCGUGGUGGAAUACAUCCAGCGCCGCAACCGCCAAUGGAUGGAACGCCGAAGCAGACAGGUUGAUCAACUUUUCGGCCAGGUUGGCGGCAGCAGCGAACCCGGAUCUCUCCCCUCAGGUCCUGGUCGCGACAUCAUCCUGGCCAGUCCGCGGGGCCAACAUCCUCACCAGUCUCCUGCUGUCCCAUCUCCUACCUCCCCCGAUACGCUCGGCGGCUCUUUUCUCUCCGCACAGCCACAGCCCGUCGCCGGAUCCCAACAACCUGGUAGCGAUGUUUGGGAUGCACUCUGUGUCGGGCCAGAUGAAACAGGAUCUUUAUCCUAUGAUGCCGCUAUCUCCGCAUUGACCACGUCUGGGAUUCCUGUCGGCUGCUCCCCUGGCGGUACCAUUCCCUCGGGGCAGCCACCGAUCUCCGGUGGUCCCUCUCCUCUGUCCGAUAUGAUGUUCCCGGAGAAUGGCCUGCUGUAUAUGGCUGAAGAUCUCCCGGUCUUCGGCAUCUGGGACGAUUCUGAACCUUCACUAUGA
Penicillium cinerascens is the source of this 2064-nucleotide messenger RNA. RefSeq names its product putative C6 transcription factor. Gene Ontology annotation, molecular function: RNA polymerase II cis-regulatory region sequence-specific DNA binding; DNA-binding transcription factor activity, RNA polymerase II-specific; zinc ion binding. Gene Ontology annotation, cellular component: nucleus. The record is from RefSeq and is a predicted model, not a curated record. The transcript has a single exon. Lineage: Eukaryota; Fungi; Ascomycota; Eurotiomycetes; Eurotiales; Aspergillaceae. Gene Ontology annotation, biological process: positive regulation of transcription from RNA polymerase II promoter by galactose; DNA-templated transcription. Bases 1 to 2064 code for a protein of 687 amino acids.